Molecule: messenger RNA, 4131 nt
Organism: Magnolia sinica
Lineage: Eukaryota; Viridiplantae; Streptophyta; Magnoliopsida; Magnoliales; Magnoliaceae
Product: probable leucine-rich repeat receptor-like protein kinase At1g35710
Exons: 2
Coding region: 7-3900 (1297 amino acids)
Biological process (GO): protein phosphorylation
Molecular function (GO): protein kinase activity; protein binding; ATP binding
Source: RefSeq, a predicted model, not a curated record
GCAACCAUGGCCAUACACAAAUCUCUCCCCUUUGCUUUUCUACUCAUUUUGUUAGCCUUUCUUUCUUUCCAAGCAAUAUCAUUUGCAAUAACAGCACCAUCAUCCACACUCUCAGAAGUAGAGGCUCUCAUGAAAUGGAAAGCCAGCCUCUCAGCAUCACAAGCUCUCCAUGCAUGGUCUCUUCCUUCUGCUAAUUCAACCACCAACAUAAUCUCUCCAUGCAACUGGACUGGGAUCUCAUGCAACAUCCUUGGAAGUGUAACAAGGAUAAGCCUACCCAGUCUGGGUUUGGAAGGUAAGCUCGAUAACUUGAGUUUUCCGUCAUUUCCAAACCUCCUUCAUCUUGAUCUCAGCGACAACACACUCAUCGGAACCAUUCCAGCCCAUCUUGAACCUCUUUACAAACUCACGUCCCUGAAUCUGUCUGCAAAUGAAAUAAUUGGAUCAAUACCUCUGGAAAUAGGUAAUCUUGUGAAUUUGAAUGAGCUUGACUUGUCCUUUAACCAUCUAGAUGGUUCCAUCCUUUCCACUAUAGGAAAUCUGACAAAGCUUUCCAUCUUGUACCUGGACCGAAAUCAAAUCUCUGGCUCCAUUCCUUCACAGAUCGGGAAUCUACAAGCUCUGGUUGAAUUGUCGUUGUUCCAAAACAAUCUGACUGGUCGGAUUCCUCUUGCUUUACGUAAUUUGAGCAACCUUGCAUUUUUGUAUCUCUACGACAACCAAGUUUCUGGCUCAAUUCCACCUGAAGUAGGGAAUCUGGUUAAUCUCAAAGAGCUUGACAUGUCCAUUAACCAUUUAAAUGGUUCCAUCCCUUCCACUUUAGGAAAUCUGACAAAGCUUUCCAUCUUGUACCUGGACCAAAAUCGAAUCUCUGGCUCCAUUCCUUCACAAAUCGGGAAUCUACAAGCUCUGGUUGAGUUGACAUUUUUCCAAAACAAUCUGACUGGUCAGAUCCCUCCUGCUUUAGGUUAUUUGAACAACCUUACAAUUUUGUCUCUCUACGACAACCAAGUUUCUGGCUCAAUUCCACCUGAAGUAGGGAAUCUGGUUAAUCUCAAAAAGCUUGACAUGUCCAUUAACCUUCUAACAGGUUCUAUCCCUUCCACUUUAGGAAACUUGUCCAUUCUCACUCUUCUUCAUCUGUUUAAAAAUCAAUUCUCUGGUUCUAUUCCACCUGAAGUAGGGAAUCUGGUUAAUCUCUGGGAUCUCAAGCUAUCCAGUAACUUUCUAACUGGUUCUAUCCCUUCCACUUUAGGAAACUUGAGAAAGUUAACUGUCCUCUACCUCUUUGAGAAUCAAAUUUCUGGUUCUAUUCCUCUAGAACUUGGGAAUUUAAAGAGUCUCAAUGAUUUAGCAUUGUACCGUAACAAUCUGACUGGCCCCAUCCCUCCUGCUUUAGGUAAUUUGAGCAACCUUACAAAAUUGUAUCUCUACGACAACCAAAUUUCUGGCUCAAUUCCACCUGAAGUAGGGAAUCUGGUUAAUCUCAAAGAGCUUGACAUGUCCACUAACCUUCUAACAGGUUCUACACCUUCCACUUUAGGAAACUUGACAAAGUUAACUAUCCUCUACCUCUUUGAGAAUCAAAUUUCUGGUUCUAUUCCUCUAGAACUUGGGAAUUUAAAGAGUCUCAAUGAGUUAGCAUUGUACGGUAACAAUCUGACUGGUCCGAUCCCUCCUGCUUUAGGUAAUUUGAGCAACCUUGCACUUUUGAGUCUCCACGUCAACCAAGUUUCUGGUUCUAUCCCUCCUACUUUUGGAAAGUUGACCAAGCUUACUUUUUUGUCCCUUAUUUACUGUGAAUUAUCUGGUUCCUUGCCUCAAGAAAUGACAAACAUGACAAAUCUUUCUCAACUCUACUUGGGUGACAACAACUUUUCUGGCUACUUACCUCAGUUAUGUCAUGGUGGAUCUCUUGAAAAAUUCACUGUGCCAAACAACCAUUUCAGUGGUGAGAUCCCAAGAAGCUUCAGAAACUGCACUAGCUUAACAAGACUUCUACUCAACGGAAAUCGACUCACUGCAAAUGUAUCAGAAGCCUUUGGUGUAUACCCACAUCUCACAUACAUGGACGUCAGCAACAACAUGCUGUUUGGUGAACUCUCACCAAACUGGGGAGACUGCCAAAACUUGACAAAGCUAAAAUUCUCCGGGAACAUGAUCACCGGUAGAAUUCCUCUAGAGAUUGGGAAGUUGACGCAGCUAGAAGUGCUUGGUCUUUCUUCGAACCAACUAAUAGGAGAGAUUCCAAAGGAAUUUGGGAGGCUGACUUUAUUGUUCAACUUGACUUUAAAUGAUAAUCAGCUUUCUGGUCAGGUACCUCAAGAGAUUGGAAAACUAUCCAAUUUGGAGGUUCUUGACUUGUCAAUGAAUCACCUAAGUGGUCCAAUACCACCUGAAAUAGGGGAUUGCUCCAAACUCCUGUAUCUGAAGUUGAGCGAAAAUGUUUUAAAUGGAAGCAUUCCUUUUCAGAUCGGUAACUUAGAAUACCUACAGAUCUUACUAGAUCUAAGUCAUAACUCCUUCACUGGAGAGAUAUCACCACAACUCGCAAAACUGAUUAGGCUGGAAAAGUUAAACCUCUCCCAUAGCAUGCUGACAGGCUCCAUUCCGCAUUCUUUUGAAGAGAUGUUUAGCUUGCAAUCCAUUGAUUUUUCAUACAAUGCUUUGGAAGGUCCUUUUCCUAGCAGCAAAGCCUUUCAGAAGGCUCCAGCAGAGGCAUUCAUAAAAAACAAAGGCUUAUGUGGUGAAGUGCAAGGUUUGCAACCUUGCAACGCCUCUUCAAUAAGUCAUGGUGAUGGAAGGAAAGGUCACAAAGUUGUGAUCCUCAUUGUUCUUCUCUUCUCAUUAUUGUUUCUUUUAUUUACAAUCAUCGGCAUAAUUUCUUCCAUUUAUUACCAAAGACGAAGAAGAAGAAUAGAGAAAGGGGUUCUUGAAAUGAGCAGAGGAAAUACAUUUUCAACAUGGAAUUAUGAUGAGAUUGCCACGUUUGAAGACAUUGUGAAGGCGACAGAGGAUUUUGAUGACAAAUAUUGCAUUGGAACUGGAGGGUAUGGGAAAGUUUACAAAGCAAAUCUACCAGCAGGCCAGGUAGUAGCUGUGAAGAAACUUCACCCACUCGAAGGCGGGAAUCAAUCUGAUCAAAGAAAUUUUAGGAAUGAGAUAAAAGCAUUAACGGAAAUCCGCCAUUGCAACAUUGUGAAACUUUAUGGCUUCUGUUCACAUGCUCGAUUUUCAUUUCUAGUCUACGAGUACAUGGAAAGGGGAAGCUUGACAAACAUCUUAAGCAAUGAUGAAAGAGCAACACAGUUGGACUGGACUUUGAGGGUGAAGGUUAUCAAAGGUGUGGCACAUGCUUUAUCUUACAUGCACCAUAAUUGUACCCUACCGAUUGUCCAUCGAGACCUAUCAAGCAACAAUGUUCUGUUGAAUUUAGAACUUGAGGCUAGUGCCUCUGACUUUGGAACUGCACGAUUGCUGAUACCUGAUUCCUCAAAUUGGACUACACUCGCAGGCACUUGCGGAUACAUCGCUCCAGAGCUUGCAUAUACAAUGAGGGUGACUGAAAAAUGCGACGUAUAUAGCUUUGGUGUUGUGGCACUUGAAGUGAUGAUGGGAAGUCAUCCUGGGGAGCUCAUCUCCUCUUUGUCAUCGUCAAGUAGUAGACAAGAUACACUGCUAAAAGAUAUGUUGGACCAACGUCUCUCAGAUCCGAUGGCUGAUGUCGCACAUGAAGUCUUAUUUGUGGUAUCCAUGGCUCUUGCAUGCAUUCGACCAGAUCCAGACUCUCGGCCAACCAUGCGAUACGUGGCUCAGGAGCUAUCUAUUGGAGGGCCUUCUUUCUCUCUACAGCCAUUCCAUGCAGUUACAUUACGUCAACUGAUGGAUCUGAAGGUAUAGUUGGGUGGAUGAAAAUCACCAACUUUGUGGGCAUGUGGUGGCAUGAACAUUAUUACUGUGUUUAUUGUAUGAAAAUCAUCGAGCAUAAAGGUGUUUUUCUUCUUAUGAUAUGUACAUAAUUCAGUGUGUAGAAUCGAUGUUUAUAAAAAAAAAAUUUAGCAUUUUAGUGUUGGUGAUCGAAAUCUAUAUGUAAUAAAGUAUUUGAAAGAAUAAAGAUGUUUUCUUGUGUGA